UGUUUGCAGACCAUAAUCCAAAUAUCAUGAUGUUGGGAAAACAUUUCUGUGGCAGCUGUAUUGACAUAGGGGUUCUUGCACAACACAUGUUCUUUCAAUUUAACCGUUGGAAUGUCUCCAUUCCUUAAAGCCACAACUUUUUGGGUCAACCAAAGCAAACUCUGAGUUUGCACGAUUAAGGCUAAAGAAAAGUUUCUGCAGUUUUGAAACCCUUCUUUAUCCCAUUUCAUUAUGCAACUCUGACUUCCUCAACAUCGGCAGAUCCCUAUACAGUUGGCAUUUGCAAAUUGUACACACACACACACACACACUCAGACACAGACACAGUUCUACUGUAUUUCACACGGUUUAGAGUAGUGUAUAAACAGAGAUAAUCUUCUAAAGAGGGCCUUUAUUCAGAGCCACUAUGCUGGUGUAAAGUUCACAGAAUAGACAGGGCUCUAUCUUAUCUCAAGGACUUUUUACAACUCAAUAUUUUGGACAUUCAGCUCUUUUCCCCACCCAGAAAAUCAACCAUUAACUCUGGGUUGAAUCUGACAAGGCAAGGCAUAACUAGCAAUCCCAUUCCUCCAUCUGUCUUCACUUUCUCUGGCGAAGACAUGGGGAAAGGCCUCUUUGUCAGCAAAGCAGUGGCAGUGACCUGUGUGGUCGCAGCCAUCGGUGCUGUAGCCACCAUCAUAGCCCUGUCUGUGGUUUACGCUCAGGAGACGUCAAAGAAUGAAGUGACGCCUUCAUCCACCGCCAGCCCCAACACCAGCCCCAACACCAGCCCCAACACCAGCCCCACCACACCCUCCACCCCGAAGGAGCCCUGGCAGCGAUACAGACUCCCAGACUCCCUCGCUCCCGUCUCCUACAAUGUCACCCUGUGGCCCCGGCUGGAGCCCAACGAAGGCGACCUGUACAUCUUCACCGGACACUCCGCGGUGGUGUUCAGAUGUGUGAAGGAGACCGACCUCAUCAUCAUCCACUCCAACAAGCUGAACCUCACCUCCUUCGAGGGCUACCAUGCCAAGCUGAGGGGCCUCAACGGAGCGACUGCGCCCGGCCUGAAAGACACCUGGCUGGAGAUUCCCACUCAGUACCUGGUGGUUCAGCUCGACAGUCCGCUGCAGGCCGGCAGCACGUACGAGCUCUUCACCGAGUUCCUUGGAGAGCUGGCCGACAACCUGGGAGGAUUCUACAGGAGUGAAUACACGGAGGAUGGGGUGAAAAAAGUUGUAGCCACAACUCAAAUGCAGCCGACGGAUGCCAGGAAAGCCUUCCCCUGCUUCGAUGAGCCCGCUAUGAAAGCAGUCUUCCACAUGACCCUCAUUCACCCCUACGAGACCGUGGCUCUGUCCAACUCCAUGAACUACGAUCCUUUAAACAUUACUAUGGAAGGACACAAUCUAAUCCAGACAAGCUUCGAGCCCACGGAGAUCAUGUCAACCUACUUGCUGGCUUUCGUUGUGUCUGAUUUCACAUUCAUUUCGAAUCAACCGGAUGCAGACGUUUUGAUCAGGAUCUGGGCUCGCAGGAGGGCUAUAAAGGAGGGCCAGGGGGACUAUGCCCUGGAGAAGACUGGGCCCAUACUGGCAUUCUUUGCGGACUAUUACAACUCUUCUUAUCCCCUGAAAAAGUCAGACCAGAUCGCACUUCCUGACUUCAGCGCCGGAGCCAUGGAGAAUUGGGGCCUGAUCACCUACAGAGAAACCGCCCUCUUAUAUAACCCCGGCGUGUCAUCCAAUGGAGACAAGGAGUGGGUGGCAACAGUCAUCUCCCACGAGCUCGCUCAUAUGUGGUUUGGGAACUUGGUGACCACGCGGUGGUGGAAUGACCUGUGGCUCAACGAGGGAUUUGCCACCUACGUCUCUUAUCUUGGAGCCGACUAUGCUGAGCCAACAUGGAAUAUGAAAGAUUUAAUCGUCCUGAAUCAGAUCGUUGGUGUGAUGUCUGUGGAUGCCUUGGCCUCCUCCCACCCGCUCUCAUCCAAAGAGGAGGAUAUCCUGACGCCAGAGCACAUCAGCGAACUGUUUGACUCCAUCACAUACAGCAAGGGAGCUGCGGUCCUCAGGAUGCUCUCAGAGUUUAUCACUGAAACCGUCUUUUCCAAAGGACUUAAUACAUACUUGGAGGAGUUCAAGUAUAGCAACACAGUCUACACAGACCUCUGGAAGCACCUGCAAAUGGCAGUGGAUAACGCCAACAUAGAGCUGCCAGACUCUGUCGAGGUUAUCAUGAACCGGUGGAUCCUACAGAUGGGGUUCCCGGUGGUCACCAUCAACACCCAGACUGGAAGAAUUACCCAAAAACACUUCUUGUUGGACCCAGACUCUGUAGUAGACAGACCCUCAGAGUUCAAAUAUGAGUGGUUUGUCCCUAUCACGUGGAUUAAGACUGGAGGAGCCGAGCAGCAGUACUGGCUUCUUAACAAAGAGGCUACAAACGCAAACAUGACUCUUAGUGCUGAUGAUUGGCUGGUGGCCAACAUAAACAUGAAGGGCUUCUACCGAGUCAACUACGACUCCGACAACUGGGAGCGUCUCCUCACCAAGCUGAGCUCCCGACAUCAGGACAUCCCGGUGAUCAACCGAGCUCAACUCAUCGACGAUGCUUUCAACCUCGCCAGGGCCAAGAUGGUGAACACAACUCUGGCUCUGAGGACGACCAAGUUCCUCAAUACAGAGGUCGAAUACAUGCCCUGGGAGACAGCCAGGCACAGCUUGAACUACUACUUCCUGAUGUUUGACCGCAGCGAAGUUUACGGGCCCAUGCAGGCUUACCUGAAGAAUCAGGUCACCCCUUUGUUUAACCACUUCAAAAACAUCACUGUCAACUGGACAAAGAUCCCAGAAAAUCACACCGACCAGUACAACCAGGUGAAUGCAAUCUCCAUAGCCUGCAGCACUGGAGUGGAAGGCUGUAAGGAGCUGACCACCGGCUGGUUCAGAGAGUGGAGGAACAACCCCACGAACAACACGAUUAGUCCCAACCUGAAGUACACAGUGUACUGCAGUGCGAUCGCAGCGGGAGGGGUGGAGGAGUGGGACUUUGCUUGGUCCAUGUUCAAGAACGCCACCAUCGCUACGGAGGCUGACAAACUCAUGUCCGCUCUGUCCUGCACCAGACAGCCCUGGCUGCUGAACAGGUAUCUGGAGUAUUGUCUGGACCCAGAGAAGAUCCGUAAGCAGGACGCCACCUCCACCAUCAUUUCCAUUGCUAGCAACCCCAUCGGUCAACCUCUGGCAUGGGACUUUGUCAGAGCCAAAUGGGACCAUAUAUUCAAUGACUAUGGUGGCGGAUCGUUUUCCUUCGGAGGACUUAUAAUCGGACUGACCAGACGAUUCUCCUCUGAGUUUGAGUUACAGCAGUUGCUGCAGUUCAAAGAAGACAACGCCGGGCAGCUUGGCUCGGCCACCACGUCUCUCGAGCAGGCGCUGGAGAGUACCAAGGCCAACAUAAACUGGGUGGCGAUGAACAAGGAGCAGGUGCUUGAUUGGUUCACCAGCGAGACCUCUUUACCAGUUUAACACAAGUGCAGAUUGUCUUACUGACUUUUACACCAGCUAGAACCAAUUGUGGUAUUAUAGAUAUUCUGAAUGUAAUGUUUUUUUUCUUAAAUGUAAAGGUUUGAUUAUGCAUUUUUAUGGAUAUUGAAUAAAAACAUUAAAAACAUGUUUUGAUGCUGUACAUACUGUAAACAUUUAAGAGGUUUUGAAUAGCUGUCACGACACAAGCGUGUGAUAUUCUCUGCUUCCCCGUGUUUUUUUUUUGCAUCUAUUGUUGAUGCCAGUGUUUUGAAUAUAAGCCAUAUUAGAUUGUGACAUUUUGUACCUCCAAACUGUGAGCACAGUCCAUUUAAAUGUAAAAUAUCUGAAAAUAAAUGUCAGCAAACUUUUA
Molecule: messenger RNA, 3882 nt
Organism: Anarrhichthys ocellatus (wolf-eel)
Lineage: Eukaryota; Metazoa; Chordata; Actinopteri; Perciformes; Anarhichadidae
Product: aminopeptidase Ey-like
Exons: 20
Coding region: 600-3512 (970 amino acids)
Biological process (GO): proteolysis; peptide catabolic process; positive regulation of DNA-templated transcription
Cellular component (GO): plasma membrane; cytoplasm
Molecular function (GO): DNA-binding transcription factor activity; metalloaminopeptidase activity; zinc ion binding
Source: RefSeq, a predicted model, not a curated record